Messenger RNA from Hordeum vulgare subsp. vulgare (domesticated barley), 1904 nucleotides. Its product is annotated as SUPPRESSOR OF GAMMA RESPONSE 1-like. Gene Ontology annotation, cellular component: nucleus. The coding region runs from base 400 to 1530 and encodes 376 amino acids. Lineage: Eukaryota; Viridiplantae; Streptophyta; Magnoliopsida; Poales; Poaceae. Gene Ontology annotation, molecular function: transcription cis-regulatory region binding; DNA-binding transcription factor activity. The transcript has 6 exons. The record is from RefSeq and is a predicted model, not a curated record. Gene Ontology annotation, biological process: regulation of DNA-templated transcription.
CACAACGGCCACUGCCCGUGGCAACGCAGCGCAGCGGGGGCAGGGGUUUUUGGGGUUUCCCGAGGCGAAAAAGCGAGAGGAAACCGCGGAGCGGAGGCGUCGGACACAGGUCCCCGUUCCUUCCGACCUCGCUCGCCGCUCCUCUCCUCUCCUCUCCUCUCCUACCGCGACCCUUCCUCCGACGGCGCCCUGCCCUGCCCUGCCGCCAUUACCAGCGAGGAAGGAGGCGGGGGAGCAGAGGCCACUUGGCACGGCUGGACCGAGCAGAGCGAGCGCGGGGGAGCAGGCACGCGCCCGCCGCGCCGCCGGCCGAUUAGGGUUUCCCGUGUCCUGGUUCGUCGGGCUGGCCGAUCGUCACGUGCGCGCUGCUCCGAUCGGUCAUCCGUACGCGCCGCCGCGAUGGCAAGGUCAUGGCUUAUAACUUGCAGGGGUGUUGCCAAGAAAAUUAGGAAUGACAGCUGCUCGAAUCGCCAGAUAAGUGAACUGGGUGCAGAAGCAUGCAGGGAGUGCCCCAACUGCAAACAUAUCAUUGAUAACAGUGAUGUUGCUGUACAGUGGCCUGGGCUGCCAGCCGGUGUGAAGUUUGAUCCAUCUGAUUUGGAAUUGCUCGAGCAUUUAGAACAGAAAAUUGGCGUUGGAGGUUCAGAGCCCCAUAUGUUCCUUGAUGAAUUUAUUCCAACUGUGGAGAAUGAUGAAGGGAUCUGCUAUUCACAUCCUGAAAAUCUUCCUGGCACAACGAAAGAUGGAAGAAGCGCUCAUUUCUUCCACAUAAUUUCAAAUGCGUAUGGUUGUGGCCAGCGCAAGCGUCGAAGGAUCAGCAACAGCGACUAUAGCACUUCUGAUGAGCAUGUGAGAUGGCACAAGACGGGUAAAUCAAAAGCCAUAUAUGACAAUGGUGUUAUGAAAGGGUGGAAGAAAAUAUUGGUUCUGUACAAAAGUUCACAAACAGGUGGCAAACCUGAUAAAGCUGACUGGGUGAUGCAUCAGUACCAUCUUGGGCUAGAGGAAAAGGAAAAAGUUGGAGAGUUUGUCGUGUGCAAAAUCUUUUAUCAAUUGAAGGCAAAUCAAGUGGACAAGUAUGAACCAGAAAUGGCUAACGAAGCAUCUGAUGCAUUUACUGCAAGGGAUUAUCCAAAAACUCCAAUGGCAAAGACCCCACAGCUAUGUCGCCCAAAUAAUAGUCCAUGUGAAACUGAGCAGACUUUAUUGAAAAAAUGUGAAACUGAGCAGAAGCAAAACUAUUCCAACUUGCAGUACCAGGAAGAAGAAACAGACAGGCCUGCUAUUAGCCUGGCAGAUGCCGAUCCCUCCGAUUGGUUCUUAGCGUCUCAGGCUGGGACUAGCUUGGAAGAACCCCUGCGUUGUCAUGAGGAUAUUAAUUCCUUUGGUCCAGAUAGGCCAAUCUAUUCCCAAGGCUAUUAUGAUGGAUUACCUGAUCUCCUUAAUCUCGGACCACCGCCAGAGCAGGACUUGAUGUUUUCAUCACAAGACUUGUUGUCGUUUUUCUCACAGGAAGAUGUGCAGGGUUGAAGACGAUCUCUUUACCAUCUACAGCAGUAUGAUGAUAUGGUGGCAACUUUUGGGGGGUUGACUUGGCAAGAUAGAAGUUGUGCAAGCGUCAGGGCUGCAAUGGGCCAUUUAAGGGUCGAAUACUUUUUUUGUCUCCACAGAACUGAAAAAGACAUUUAAUGAGUGUUUUUCUUUUGUGCGGUGGAAACCUUGAGUACUUGUUUAGCUAUCUGCAAUUCUAAUUGUAGUACUACUCCAGUUUCAUAGUCAGGCGGCCUGUUUCAGCUCACAAAUUUUGUUGUCAGCCCAAAGAGAUUGUUAUGUUUUGCCAAAGAAGACGGUACAUUGGCUAAACCAUAUGUGAUGUGAUUAAUGUGAGUUGCACUUUUGCUGAA